AUGGCCUGUGGCACUGACGGCGUGUGCGAUUGCUCGACGGGAACGACUGUCGACUGCGGAAGCCGAUCUCUCACAACCAUUCCAGACGGAAUCCCAGUCACCACAACAGAUCUGCGUCUUCACCUCAACCUGUUCACCAGUGUUGCUGCCAACGCAUUCUCGGGCCUCACUGCGCUGAAUAGCCUGUUUCUAUCCAACAACCCAAUCACAAGCAUAGCUGUCAAUGCAUUCUCGGGCCUCACUGCGCUGACACAAUUGUCUCUUGCUGGCAACCCGCUCACCACCAUUCCUGAUAACACAUUCACAGGCCUGACUGCGCUGACGCGACUGGAUGUUUACGUCACCCAGAUCGCCAGCAUUUCUGCCAGCGCAUUCGCGGGCCUGCCUGUGCUGGAAGUACUGUCUCUGAACGACAACCAGAUCACCAACAUUGCUUCCAACACAUUCACAGGCCUGACUGCGUUGACGCGACUGUCUCUUUUCAACAACAACAUCACCAGUAUUCCUGCCUCUGCAUUUGCAGACCUGUCUGCGCUGACAUACUUGGAUCUGGCCGGCAACCAGAUGACCAGCCUUUCCGCAAAUGCAUUCAUAGGCUUGACUGAGCUGACCUACCUGAGUCUGACCUCAAACGAGAUCACCAGCAUUUCACCCGCUGCAUUCACAGGCCUGACUGCGCUGACUGAGCUGGUUCUAGAGAACAAUCUGAUCGCCAGCAUCUCCGCGAACGAUUUCGCAGGCUUGACUUCGCUGAAUCUCUUGAGAAUGCGAAACAACCAGAUCACCAGCCUUUCUGCAAACGGAUUCGCAGGCCUGCCUUCGUUGACUGAGCUAGAUCUGGAUCUCAACCUGAUGACCAGCAUUGAUGCCAGCGCAUUCGCUGGCCUGACUUCGCUGAAUCUUUUGAGCGUGCAAAACAACCAGAUCACCAGUAUUUCUGCAAACGGAUUCGCAGGCCUGCCUUCGUUGACUGCGCUGGGACUUGAGAGCAAUCAGAUCACCAGCAUUUCUGCAAAUGCAUUCGCUGGCCUGACUUCGCUGAAUUUCUUACGACUUGAGGGCAAUCAGAUCACCAGCAUUUCUGCAAAUGCAUUCGCUGCCGUGACUUCGCUGAGUGUGUUGAGUCUGCAUUUCAACCAGAUCACCAGCUUUUCCGCAAACGCAUUCACAGGCCUGACUACCAUGAUGUAUUUACUGCUGAAUAGCAAUCCCUUCACCACUUUGCCGCCUGGCCUGUUUCAGGGCCUGCAAAAUGGCCUGAUUUUGUCGCUUGAAGACUCAUCCCUGAGCCCCAACAACUUUACGUUCAAUGGGAACAUUUUCGCUCCGCCCAGCACAUACGGCAGUGCAUCCCAGCCUUACCCCGCAUCCGUUGCGACUGCCUCGACCGCCUCUGCAUCGGUUGCCUCGCUUGUUUCCGCCACAUCUACUCUGUCGGCGUCUGUUGCUUCCAUUGCUGCGGCAUCGUCAGCGUCCAUUGCAUCCCAGGCGUCUGCAUCAGCCGCCAGUGCUUCAUCUGUGUGGCAAACAUCUGCUGCGUCCGCUGCGUCCAACGCUCCAAACAAACCAAGCGACGCUUCUUCCCUGCCGAUCAUUCUCGGCAUCGUUUGUGGCCUGUUGGCUCUCCUCCUGUUGGUUGCGCUGGUUGUGGCGCUUCGCCGUCGUCGCUCCAACACGGCCACCAAACUUCGCGAAGCACCAUCCGGCUCAGAGUCGAACACCGUGUCAAACUUUGCGAAUCCAGCCUUUGCGGGUAUGGCUGCAACUCCUACCUACGAUAUUUUGUCGGCGAACCCAACCUACUACAGCACUUUGUCUGCUGCGACUGGCAACCACGCCUUGUACGAGCAUGUUGACUCCAAGCCCCAGGCUUCUGCGGGAUUGUCCGAACUGCAGUAUGCCAACCCAUCUGGCGUCGAGUACGCCAAUCCUUCUCUGCCCAAUCCCUCCUCUGUCGGUGUGCCGUCCGUGUCCUCACCGACCGCGUACGCGACCGUGGCUGUUGUACCUUCCAAGCAGGUCGAGAGUGGCAGUUACGCGUCCAUCGCAAACUAG
Messenger RNA from Capsaspora owczarzaki ATCC 30864, 2055 nucleotides. RefSeq lists its product as hypothetical. Bases 1 to 2055 code for a protein of 684 amino acids. The record is from RefSeq and is a predicted model, not a curated record. Gene Ontology annotation, cellular component: plasma membrane. Lineage: Eukaryota; Filasterea; Ministeriida; Capsasporidae. The transcript is spliced from 18 exons. Gene Ontology annotation, molecular function: protein binding.